Xiphophorus couchianus (Monterrey platyfish) is the source of this 1345-nucleotide messenger RNA. RefSeq names its product titin-cap (telethonin) (gene tcap). The coding region runs from base 120 to 659 and encodes 179 amino acids. Lineage: Eukaryota; Metazoa; Chordata; Actinopteri; Cyprinodontiformes; Poeciliidae. Gene Ontology annotation, biological process: cardiac muscle tissue morphogenesis; sarcomerogenesis; detection of muscle stretch. Gene Ontology annotation, molecular function: structural constituent of muscle; titin Z domain binding; titin binding. Gene Ontology annotation, cellular component: Z disc. The transcript is spliced from 2 exons. The record is from RefSeq and is a predicted model, not a curated record.
GAGCCCAGACAGACACAUUCGAAAGGGCGAAUAAGCUUGGAGAGACAUCCAGCGGAAGCAUCCUAGAUUCAAUCCUCAACCCAGUGGAGGCAAUAAAUCAUCUAAAAUCUCCAGAGAAGAUGCCUUUCUGUAGCGUGCUGGAAAAAAGAAACGGAAUGGUGAUGGGAGGUGAGCUGACCUGCAGUGUUCGGGAGGAGAACAAGGCAAAAAGGGAGAGCUACAGCGCCGAUUGGCACAGUGUUCAUCUCAAGACUCAACCUCAGGAAAGUCAGACCAUGAACAUGAUCGAUGACUCCCGCAGAGAGACCAUGUCCCGGCAGUGGCAGAGUCGUUCUCUGAUUCAGACCUGCCCAUCUGGAGUCUUCAGGGUGGGCACCGUGGAAAGAGGGGUGAGGGAGCACCAGUUGCUGCCUAAGAGAAACACCCUCCCCUUGCCCAUCUUUACCCCCGCAGAGCUGGGCAUCAGGCUGGGACGCGGGGCCCCACACACGGAGCAAGACCUGCUGCCCUUCCCAGCACCAGACGGAGUCUGUCCCAGCAAGAGGAGCGUGGACGAGAUCACCAGAGACCUCCCACCCGUCAAGCCGACCCUCAUGGAGUUCGCCAAAGCACCAAAAGCGCUCGGUCGCUCCAUGUCCCAGGAAGCCCAAAGAGGCUGAAAGAAAACAGACAAAACAAGAUGGGAUGUUAGGGAGAGACAGAUGGGUUAACCAAUGGGUUAGAGAUUUCACACAGCAGAACAUGUUAGAAAGGAUUAGACCAAGAUGUACAUAAAUAGACCCAAGGCUAGUGACAUCAAGAAAGUAACCCUAAACCUUUAGUACUACUAAUGUCACAUUUGAUCAAAGCUGGAGUUAGUUGUUCUCUGGAGUUGCAUGUUUAUGUGAAGGUAUUUGUAUUGUGAUACAGAAGGAGGUGUUAUCAGCUGCACCAUGAGUUUAUCAAUGCCUCUACUGGCCAGCUGUGUACACCCGCAACACUGAUAUUCAGUGUGAUGUUUGCACUAUGCACUUUUGUUUUGAAAAGUGCAAAUUUAAUAGAAAAAAAAUCAAUGGAUUAAGCCUGUUUUAUCUGAUAAAAAAGACAGAAACUCAUGUGUGGAAAACAUAUUCAUGUACGAAGGGGGACAUGUGAUGGAAAGAGAAAGGGUAAGAGGUGUGAGGAGGGAGAAAACAUGUCAUCAAGAGUUGGUUGCCCUCCAGGAAUCCAGAAGCUUCUGCCAACCUUUGAUCCGAGCGGAGAGAAGAGAAUGUACUGGCAUGGUCGCACACUGUUGGUGUACAAAUGUUUAUGUUUGUGUGUGUGUGGAAACACUCAAUCAAAAUAAGCUAGGAAAAUCGUAAUC